This is a messenger RNA of Mycotypha africana, 475 nucleotides long. RefSeq lists its product as uncharacterized. Lineage: Eukaryota; Fungi; Mucoromycota; Mucoromycetes; Mucorales; Mycotyphaceae. The transcript has 4 exons. Bases 112 to 369 code for a protein of 85 amino acids. The record is from RefSeq and is a predicted model, not a curated record.
UAUAUUCUUUAAGCACCUUCUUCUUCUGCCUUUUUCUUUCCUUUUUACCUUUUGUCUCCUAAAAGGGUUUUAGUUCUAUAACAACCACUGGAACUGGCCAGAGCAAACCCAAUGUGUUUAAGGCAUUACGUGAUCACAGGUCAUGAAAUUCUAUCCAGUAAAAAGAAUUAUUUAACCGUAAUGAACUCGGUACCCUUCCUUCAAAAUGAAGAAAAAAAAAACCACCGCCCUUCUAUUUUUAAUGACGUACCUGCAGAUGAUCGAGCUCUUUUUCAGCCAAUGAAAUACAGAGUAAACAUUUAUAUCAGAUACUUGCAGUACUUCCUAGCCGUACUAUUCAUUAUUUUUUCGGAUUAUCGAAAAAGAUGAUUUACAAUGCUCAAGAUGUCUCUUUCAGCAACUCGCGUUUUUCAUUGUCAAAGUUAUAUUACAAUGAGAAGGUUCUUUUAAACGAAAAUUGGAUCUGUUAGAGAAA